Sclerotinia sclerotiorum 1980 UF-70 is the source of this 2094-nucleotide messenger RNA. RefSeq lists its product as hypothetical. Gene Ontology annotation, biological process: transmembrane transport. Lineage: Eukaryota; Fungi; Ascomycota; Leotiomycetes; Helotiales; Sclerotiniaceae. The transcript has 11 exons. The coding region runs from base 1 to 2094 and encodes 697 amino acids. Gene Ontology annotation, molecular function: transmembrane transporter activity. The record is from RefSeq and is a predicted model, not a curated record.
AUGGAUUCCCUUUCCAAAUUGGUACUCGCUGUAGUGAAUGAUGACAGUGACGGAGCCCAUGGCGAUGCCGAAGACGAGGGUGUUGACUACGGCGAAGAGGACGAGGUUGCUUCUGAGGUGGGGGGAGGGUGGAGAUGUUGGCAAGAGGAUUUUGAAUGGGGCAUGAGGUUGCCGAGUCGCAGGGUGCGGAUGGACAAACUUAGCCGCGAGUAUGGAAAUUAUUCUAGCAGCGAAAGAGCCAAAACUACUAUUACUAGACUCUUCUUUCGCAUUCUUAUCUGUGGUUUGAGUUUCGCUCUUCGAGCCUCUUGCAGUAGAUUGGGCAGACGACAGGGGUACCUUAUGAUAAAAGAUAAAGAGGGAAUGAGCUGGGGGGUGAGCUGGGGUGGGGUUCUUCAAGCGCCUAUCGCAGUUAUGCGAGACAUGGAAAUGGGCGAUGUGAAAGCGUUAACCUCAGAUGGGGCUGCGACGUCGACCGUUGCUAUCGCUUCUACCGCUUCGUCAGGCGGAGAGACGAUAGACACACCCGAGGGGUGCGCCUCGUUCUCCCAAAAAGAACCCGCUGUGAGCAUGAUCCCCAAAGACUCUACCUCAGCCGCGACAGAACGACCAACCAGCGGAACUAGCGAGCCGCAGUACCCCGAGGGCCUCAAACUCAUCACUAUUAUACUAGCGCUGUGUUUAGCUGUAUUUUUAGUAGCGCUAGAUCAGACGAUUAUUUCUACUGCUAUUCCGAAGAUUACGGAUCAUUUCCGGAGUACGGGGGACAUUGGUUGGUAUGGGUCGAGCUACUUACUUACGAAAGCUAUCAAAUAUACGUUCCUGGCUGCCAUUGCCAUCUUCGAGCUUGGCUCCCUAAUCUGCGCUACGGCAACCAGCAGCAAUACCCUGAUCGUUGGCCGAGCCAUCGCUGGAGCGGGCGUGGGAGGUCUGUUUACGGGUUCGAUUAUUAUUGUUGUGUAUAGUUUACCGCUGCGCAAGAGGCCGCUGGCCAUGGGUAUCAUCAGUAGCAUGUGGGGAAUAGCAUCAGUCGCCGGACCAUUACUCGGCGGCGUCUUUACCCUUCCCAUCGGAGCCUUCUGUAUCGCUGUAAUAUCUCUCAUCCUUCACAUCAACCGCCCCAGUAACCCCUCCUCCCUAACCCUCAAACAACGCAUCUUAAAACUCGACCUCCUCGGCACCUCCCUCCUCAUCCCUGCCAUAAUCUGCCUCCUCCUCCCUCUCCAAUGGGGCGGCUCCACUUACCCCUGGAACAGCGGCCACAUUAUUGGCCUCUUCGUCACCUCAGGGUGCCUCACCCUCCUAUUCAUCUACACCCAAAUCCGGCUCGGCGAGGCCGGGACACUCCCUCCGUUCCUUUUCCAAAACCGGAAUACCGUGUGCGCAUUUAUAUUCUCGGCGUUUUUUGGCACCGGAUUUUUUAGUUUAUCGUACUACCUCCCUGUGUAUUUUCAAAGUGUCAAAGGCUCCUCGGCCCUGCACGCAGGAAUCCAAAUGCUACCACUGCUAAUUGCAUGCACGAUAAGUUCCACCGGAACCGGAGCGCUAAUCUCAGCACUAGGAUACUACACGCCCAUCAUGAUCAUCUGCAUGAUGUUAUUUGCCAUUGGCUCCGGACUACUGACCACGCUCUCGCUCACAACCUCGUAUGCGCGUAACGCGGGGUUCCAAGUUCUUACCGGUCUGGGCGUGGGUGUAGGGUUCGAGAGCGGGAUUAUUGUAGCGCAGACGGUCAUGCCCAUUAAGCAGAUUCCGGUGGCGAUAUCGUGUGUUUCGUUGUUUAUGACGCUGGGCGGAGCGGUCUUUGUGCCGGUUUCGCAGACGCUGUUUCAGAAUAGGUUGGUAGGGGGAAUUGAGGAAAGGGCCCCGGGAUUGGAUGCGACGGCGUUUUUAGAUAGUGGGGUUACAGAGAUUAGGGUGUUGUUGAAACCAUGGGGGCAGGAGGGGCAACUGGAGAAGGUAUUGGAGGCGUACGUGGAGGGGUUGAGGGCGACAUUUUGGGUUUCAUCAGCUUGUGCUAUUGGAGGGUUUCUGGCGGUCUGUGGAUUGGAGUGGAGGAGUGUAAGGAAGGAAAAGAAGGAAGAGGGGCAUUGA